Messenger RNA from Myotis lucifugus (little brown bat), 6845 nucleotides. RefSeq names its product erythrocyte membrane protein band 4.1 like 5 (gene EPB41L5). Gene Ontology annotation, molecular function: cytoskeletal protein binding. Lineage: Eukaryota; Metazoa; Chordata; Mammalia; Chiroptera; Vespertilionidae. The transcript is spliced from 25 exons. Gene Ontology annotation, cellular component: cytoskeleton. The record is from RefSeq and is a predicted model, not a curated record. Bases 567 to 2762 code for a protein of 731 amino acids.
AGAGGAAGCCAGGUGUGGCUACCUGACGUCAUUACCCGGAUGGUCGGACACUUAGCAUAUUAGCCUUUUAAUAGAUAGAUUAGCAUGUCGACUGUACAUAUUCCUUUAACAACAACGCUGUAAAUAUUUGGUAAGUGAAUUUCUUGAACUAAUUAGCAGCACCGGGAAGCUGCCUUUGUGAUAGGGGUAAUCUUGAGGGUAGCUGGGGGUCCGCACCCCGAGGGCGGAGGCCUGAGGGUCAGGCUGCGAAUCGGCAGCCCUGGUCCCCGACCACAAAGCAGGUCUAUGCCGGGAGGACCGGGCAUCGCCCCUUUAACCCGACUCUCACCGGCCCGGCAAUUUCCGGGGCGGUGUCAUUGCCCCUUUAAGAGCGGUGCGCCCGCCCCGCCCCCGAGGGCGGAGCUUCAGGGGACUUUAAGGGGCGGGCCGGCGGGCAGCGGGGUCUCCGGGGAUCUGGGUCUUGUGGGCUCUCGCCGCGGGCCGCCAUUGCUUGGCAUCUCCCGAGGGGCCGCCCCCACCUCAGCCUCGCUCGGUCGCCGCUGCGCCGUCCUCCCCCAGUGACAAAAAUGCUGAGAUUCUUCCGUAGAACGCUUGGGCGUCGGUCAAUGCGCAAACAUGCUGAGAAGGAACGACUCCGAGAAGCUCAACGAGCUGCCACACACAUUCCUGCAGCUGGAGAUUCUAAGUCCAUCAUCACGUGUCGGGUGUCCCUUCUGGAUGGUACUGAUGUUAGUGUGGACUUGCCGAAAAAAGCCAAAGGUCAAGAGCUGUUUGAUCAGAUUACAUACCACUUGGAUCUUAUUGAAAGCGACUAUUUCGGACUGAGAUUUAUGGAUUCAGCACAAGUAGCACAUUGGUUGGAUGUUACAAAGAGUAUCAAAAAGCAAGUUAAAAUUGGUUCACCCUAUUGUCUGCAUUUUCGAGUUAAGUUUUAUUCCUCGGAACCAAAUAAUCUUCGUGAAGAGCUAACCCGGUAUUUAUUUGUUCUUCAAUUAAGACAAGAUAUUCUCAGUGGAAAAUUGGAGUGUCCUUUUGAUACAGCAGUUCAGUUGGCAGCUUAUAAUGUGCAAGCUGAACUUGGUGACUGUGAUCUUGCUGAGCAUAGUCCUGAACUUAUAACUGAGUUCAGGUUCAUGCCCAUUCAGACUGAAGAGAUGGAGUUGGCUAUUUUUGAGAAAUGGAAGGAAUACAGAGGUCAGACACCAGCACAAGCUGAAACCAAUUAUCUGAAUAAAGCCAAAUGGCUAGAAAUGUAUGGGGUUGAUAUGCAUGUGGUCAAGGCUCGAGACGGGAAUGACUAUAGUUUGGGGCUAACCCCAACAGGAGUUCUUGUUUUUGAAGGAGAGACCAAAAUUGGCUUAUUUUUUUGGCCCAAGAUAACUAGAUUGGAUUUUAAGAAGACUAAAUUAACCCUGGUGGUGGUAGAAGAUGAUGAUCAGGGCAAAGAGCAGGAACACACGUUUGUCUUUAGACUGGACCAUCCAAAGGCGUGCAAGCAUUUAUGGAAAUGUGCUGUGGAGCACCAUGCCUUCUUCCGCCUCCGAGGCCCUGUGCAAAAGGGUUCUCAGCGAUCAGGAUUUAUCCGACUAGGAUCACGAUUUAGAUAUAGUGGGAAAACUGAGUAUCAGACCACGAAAACCAAUAAAGCAAGAAGAUCAACAUCCUUUGAAAGAAGGCCCAGCAAACGAUAUUCUCGACGAACUCUACAGAUGCAAGGUACAGCAAAACCUGAAGAACUCAGUGUUCACAGUAAUGUUUCAACUCAAAAUAAUGGCUCUCAACAGGCUUGGGGUAUGAGAUCUACUCUGCUGGGGACUUCUUCCAUUCCCUCUGGUCCUGCGCUGGUGGAGAUAGAAAAUCUUCCAAGGAGUCCUGGAACAGACCAGCAUGACAGGAAAUGCUUGCCUCCGAAUAUUGAUUUGCUAGAUAGUCCAGCCUUAUUGGAAACAACUAUUGAUGAUGUAAUUGGGGCACCUGACACUGUGGAAACAUUGCAAUCACCUGAUGAAAUUAAUGUAGCCCCCAGGCAAACCGGAUUAGAGGAACCUGAAGUUGAAGGCAAGACAUUAAAAGAUGCGCCAGAGAAGCUGAAACACCUUGAGAUAGAAAACGGUUCAUUGCCCUCCCCUCGUCCCAACAUUGAUGUUAACAUCAACAACCAGGAGGAAGUGGUGAAGCUGACUGAGAAAUGUCUUAAUAAUGCCAUUGAGAGCCCAGGAUUGAAUGCUAGGCGAGUUCCUCCUGACUUGAAGAGUAACAUUUUGAAGGCUCAAGUAGAAGCAGUGCAAAAGGUUACAAGAGAAGAUAGCCUAUUGAGUCAUAAAAACGCCAGUGUUCAGGAUGCUGCCACAAACAGGGCUGUAGUAAAUGAGAAUAAUGUGCCCCUCCCUGAAGAUUCCCUUGCUCCAGCGCACACCGCACCUACAGGAAAUGGUUCUGCUCUAAAGGAUGCUACAGAUGAAUUUGAUGCCUUGCUUUUAUCUCUAACUGAGAAUCUGAUUGACAGCACAGUCACACCUCAGGUAUCUUCAACAUCCAUUAUCACGCCCCGGUGGAUUGUGCCACAGAGCAGUGUCCUUUCUAAUGGACUCGCAGGAAAUGGACCAUCCUUGGUGGGGAAGGAGGGACAUGAUAGUGGAGACCUGAUCUCGCUGAUCUCUCCCCCAGCACCAUUCUUGGUGGAUGCUGUGACCAGCUCUGCUCCAGCUGUGAGCGGAGAACCCAUCUUGAAGCAGAAGUGUUUACUGACAACAGAGCUCUAAGGGAUUGCCUCCUCCUCGCCUGUACCUGGAAUGCCCAGCACCCUCCCACGGUCCGUCCUGGAAUCAGUUCUGCUGAAUGUGUUGGAUUCAGGAGUUUGCCCUGUACUUGUUGGUAAAAAGUUUGCCUAGAUUUGACUUCAGUUCCACGAAAAAACAACUAUGUGUUUUGUCUGACUGGAAGAGUUUAAUUACACUGCGUAUUUCCUCAGAUGAGGAUACCUGGUCUUUUACUUUCUUUAGUUUUCGAAGUUUUAAAUUCCUAAAACAAGGGAAUGACGUUCCCUAUGGUUUGCUUCAAGCUCUUGGCCCCACCUAGUGGUUGUAAUUGUUCAUAAUGCUUCCUAACGAGGCAGUCUCUGGUGGUCAGUGUCAUACCCCUCUCUCUCUCUCUCUCUCUCUCUCUCUCUCUCUCUCUCUCUCUCUCUCUCUCUCUGUGAUUGUCCCUAACCUGUUAGAGAACUUGCACUUUUCUCUGCAUUACCUGGAAGUCAGGGGUUUAUGAACGUGAUGAGGAUAUUAUGUAGGUAGGUGCAGUGCUAGUUUUCUUUCUCUUUUUAACGAUUAUUACAUUGCUAAAGAGCAGUUUAGAACACAGAGGGUUUUCAAAUGUUGCCCAUAUUUUUGAAUUCUUACUGGACUGGCUAUCUUAGUUACAUCAAGGUAAGACAAACCUUGAGGAGAACUACAGAGAAAUCAAUAGCCCGUCAUUUUCAGCUCAGCCUUCCCACAGGAAGCAGUCAUGCACCACAGGUUUCCUGUAAGUGUUCAGCCGGGAAAGGGGAGGGUGGGUGAAAGUCACCCUGGGCGUGUCCUCCUUCCUCACUCCUCUUCCUGGGCCCACAGACUCGGUGAGGAAGGAGCACAGACGCUCUGGGCUGGCACUGCUCCACGCAGGUACCUACUGAGCUCUAAGGGAUUGUGUAUGUAAUUAAGUGCUCAUUUAUACUGCUCAGCAUAGAGGAGCAUCCAGUUUAGAUCUUUAAACUCCUGGUGUAGGCUGUCCUGAGCCAUUCGUGUGCUCAGGGGAACACACCAGUGUCUGGAAAGCUCAGGAACUCCAAUGUGGGCUGUUUCCCGCCGAGCCAAGCCGUAGAGAUUGGAAACCACUUUUGCAUAAAGCAGUUGUGCUGAAGAAAAGAAAGUUCCCCUCCUGCCGCCUGCCUCCCCUUAGCCGUUCCACUAAGCUUGUGAAUCUCAUUGUGGAGCUCUUGCCAAUUCUUAAUUGUAAGACAAACUGCAGGGCACCUAGGGCAAGGGCUUGCCCAGGACACAUCGGCCUGGCCCUCAAAGCUUCAGGUCCAACAACCCUGGAUGCGCUCACUGCGAGCUUGGAAGGCCCACAGUUCCGUCCAGUUUGUACAGUAGCACCAUCCUUACUUUUAACUUUCUGAUAUUUAGGGAUUAUGUUGAUGUCGUUGAAAAUAUUCUAUAGCCUUUGUGUUGUCAGGCACCUGUAUUCUUGCCAGUCUGAGUAGUGAUAGGGACUUUCUUAAAAUUCAUGUGAAUCUCAAACUAAAAGGACAUUUCGUCUCAUGUCCUGACAUGAGGUGUUAACAUGGAAAUGAGUGCUUUUUUUUUUUAAUCCUCACUCAAGGAUAUUCUUUUCCAUUGAUUUUUAGAGAGAGUGGAAGGAAGAGGGAGAGACAGAGAGAAACACCAUGUGAGAGAGACACAUUGAUUCGUUGCCUCUGGCAUACCUCGGAUUGGUGCCAAGAAUCGAACCCCGGGACCCCUCAGUCCACAGGCCGACGCUCUAUCCACUGAGCCAAACCACCAAGGGCUGGAAAUGAGUGUUUUAAUGGGGGGUUAGCCCUGACCAAUUAGGCACCUGCCAGCUACACCUCUCCUGUCCUAGCUGCUGCGGGUGCCUCCCAGAGCCCUGUUAACACUCAUCUUGUUCUGCUCAUCUGGGGAUGGAGGAGGAGGGCAGGCUGCGGGUAUCUGUGACGUGUCAGAGAGGGAGCGGGAGGUCAGUCUCUGAGGAGAGAAGCCGUGUGAGGGAGUAGAGGAUGCUAGCAGAGAGAUCUGCGAUGGCACUGGGUAAGAAGGCGCUGGUUUCUGAGGUGGUAACAGGGGCAGCUGUGGUGGCUCUACAGGCUGGUGACCUCCGGGGCACAGCCCUCAUUCCAAAGAUUGAAAUCCACAUCCAAGUCAUCUGAUGAACUGAAUCAAGGCCGGAUCCUCAGAUGAGGGGAAAUGGCCCUGCUCACUGUUGAGAAUGACUGAGCCGGGCAGGAAGUCUUUCUGAAUCGAGAUGAGGUUCCAUGCCAGCACCCGCAGCUGGAAAGCAGCCGGGCACACGAAUGCGCUGGGAGCAGUGAGAACACCUCUGAACAGCGGAGAACUCGUUUCCGUGAGCCCCCAGCUACAGAGCUGUCCGCUUCCUCCUCUGGAGGGGCUGGUGUGGAUGUUUAGCUGAGAUAACAGACCCAGAUGCAAAAGGCAACGGAAGGCUCUUUAGCCCAGGCUCAGCUGCACUGUGGUCACUCUCUUUCCGGUUUCCAGGCCUGGUUGGCUCUGCUGGCUCCCUGGGGGUAGCAGGAUAGAGCUUGUGCCUGAGUGGGCUCAGGCGGGUGUUAGACGUGAUGGCGCUGUUGUCCCCUUGCCAUGCCUCAUUGGCCUGUGAGUGUUGCUGUCACUGCUUCCUAACGCUUUGCUGUGCACUGCCCUGGGGACACUUCCCUCGGUCCCUGCAGUGGCCUGUGUGCUGCUGGCCGUGGGGGAGCAGGAAGGGCAAGAGCCUCAAAUCAGCGGAUGCCAGCCCUGGUGGGAGGGCGAGUGCCGGUGUGGAGGAGGGUGUAGGUUUCGGAGUUCUGCCCCAGCCCCUUCUGCGGAGCCUGGGCGGGAGGGUCCUCUCUCCUCCUGUGCUCAGUAGUGUUGCCUGUGUCCAGGGACGGCUGGUGGUUCUUUCUUUCCUGCCCUUCUGGGGUCACUGCUGAACAGAGAAAGGUUGGUCUCCUUAGAUCCUGAUAAAUUUAGGCCGUCCCUAGCAGCUUUCCCGAGACUUUAUGUUGCUUUCAGAAAGAUUGUGUUUAGAAAUACUUCUGCAGUCGGCUAACUGUUGGUCUUCUUUUGCACGAUCACGAUGUUCUGUGGACAAUUCAGGAGGACAGCUGGGUCGGAGCUUGUUCUCCUAGCUGCUCGGUUCCGACUAGCACCCUCCUCUGCCUUCUCGCCUAGAUGAGCCUAGAUGAGCCCUGUCGGAGCAGAGCUCCCGCAGGCUUCGGGGCGCUGAGGCGGCGAGGGUCUGGGGAAGCCAGCUCCUGUCUCCUCGCCCAGAGAGGCAGACCUCCUGUAGAAGCAGCGGCAGCUAGUUCUUCCUGCGAGGCCAUGGGAAGUGCCCGGGCAUGUGUGUUCCGGGACAUUUCACUUACAAGCACAGGUGCGAGUCCUGAUUCAAGCUUUGUGGUUGUAGACUGGCUCCGUGGGAGGCGGGCAGGUAUGCACAAGCCUGCAUCACCUGUCACUGGGGGGCACCGGGCAUUCCAGACGUGGGCCUCUUCACUCCCACGCGGACAGGAUGUAGUCAUGGGCCUCCGGCUCUGGGAGCCUUUGGAGCGGCCUCCAGUUUCCUGUUAAUCUUGCCCUCAGCCUCUAGCUGCUUAGAGAGCUGCAGUCUCCUGUGGACUAAGGAAUGUACAUUUCUAUUUUAUUUGUUCUUUUCUCCUCAAAAAUGUAAACACACUGAUCAGAAGAAAGUUGGAAGCUUUCCCUGCUCUCAGCCAGGAAAUGCAAAGGUGUGAGGACUGGAAAGGCGCCGCCCCUGCGUGUGCGUGGGGUGGUGCGUGUGGGAAAAGGGCUGGCUCCUCACCCCGAGGCUGAGGCGGAGGCAUCACUCCCGGGACCUGCAGGGAGGGGCCUGAUCUCCCUCCUGGGUGCACAGAAGCUGUAGCCUCACUAACCACUGUUUACUUCUCAUGUGUGAAGCUUUGCGGUCGCUUUGCGAUUGGACUUUGUUUUCUGUCGGGUGCACUGUUCAUUCACGCGUCCGCGGUUUUGUAUGUGAGAAACACUGCACUGAACUCGUGUGUAUGCUGAGAUGACAGCUGUAGAUGUGACCACAAAUAAAGCUUUCGAGAAACA